CACUGUCUAUGGUUCCGCACUGUAAACGUUUCAGAGGGAUGGAUAAAAUCAUAACCUGUUUCAACAAGUGCCCAGAUGCUUCUGUCCGUCUCAUCUGUUUUCCCUGGGCAGGUGGAGGCUCGAUCCACUAUGCUCGCUGGGCCAAAGCUCUCAACAGCUCUAUUGAAGUAUACUCAGUUAGACUGCCAGGAAGAGAAGGGAGAACCAAAGAACCAUUUUUCCAAAAUAUGCAGGAAAUCAUUGAUGAAGUCAUAGGUGUGAUACUUCCACAACUCAAAGAAAAGCCAUUUGCACUCUUCGGACAUAGUUUUGGAGCUAUGACCUGCUUUGCCUUUGCCGAGCAUGUAAAGAAAGUCUGCAAUCUUGAGCCGAUUCACAUGUUUCUCUCUGGAGCUUCUGCACCAUAUUCUGUGACAAGACUGCAGGCGCCAAAAAGAAGUGAUUUGUCAGAUCAAGAGUUUCUUAUAUGGGUAACUUCUAUCGGAGGCACACCACCAGAGAUACUGGCCAAUGCUGAGCUUGCCAAACUCUUCUUGCCUGCGCUGAAAGCAGACAUCGGUGUAAUGGACAACUAUAGGUGCAGCAGACCAUCAACACCUUUCCUAUCAUGUCCAGUGUCAUGCUUUGACGGAAAAGAAGAUGUACCCCAUGACUUACAAGCUUGGAAGAACAUGACGAGUGGGGACUUCACUGUGCAGAUGCUUCCUGGAUCUCACUUUUACUUGAAAGAAGCAGCAAAUGAAAAAUAUAUUCUGGACCACAUCACAAAACAUCUUGAGACAGCAGAGAUGGACUAUCUAUGAAAACUCUCUUUCAUUAAUCUGACUGCAACCAUGAUAAAUCUAUGCCAUAACUA
This is a messenger RNA of Rhinichthys klamathensis goyatoka, 856 nucleotides long. It is a transcript of the gene olah, whose product is annotated as oleoyl-ACP hydrolase. Bases 9 to 803 code for a protein of 264 amino acids. Gene Ontology annotation, biological process: lipid biosynthetic process. The transcript is spliced from 7 exons. NCBI's taxonomy places the organism in Eukaryota, Metazoa, Chordata, Actinopteri, Cypriniformes, Leuciscidae. The record is from RefSeq and is a predicted model, not a curated record.